UCGGCAACCUGAACCAUGGGAAGUGUUCCAGCAGCCACCCCCACCGUGCGCGAAAUCUGGCGUGCGCAGCGCGCAGACGGACCCGCAGCGGUGCUCGCCAUCGGCACGGCGAACCCGGAGAAGUGCGUGCCCCAGGAAGAGUUCCCGGACUUCUUCUUCCGUGCCACCAACAGCGACCACCUCACCGCGCUCAAGGACAAGUUCAAGAGAGUCUGUCUGAAGCUAGGGGUUCAGAAACGCUACCUGCACCACACGGAGGAGUUACUCCGCGCCCACCCCGAAUUCAUCGACCACGAGUCGCCAUCCUUGGACGCGCGGCUGGACAUCGUCGCCACUGCCGUGCCGGAGCUGGCCGCGCAAGCCUCCAAGAAGGCCAUCGCCGAGUGGGGCAGGCCAGCCACCGACAUCACCCACCUCGUCGUCACCACCAACUCUGGCGCCCAUAUCCCGGGCGUCGACUUCCGCCUCAUCCCGCUCCUCGGCCUCCGCCCCUCCGUGCGCCGCACCAUGCUCUAUCUCAACGGCUGCUUCGCAGGCUCCGCCGCGCUGCGCCUCGCCAAGGACCUCGCGGAGAACAACUGCGGCGCGCGCGUCCUGGUCGUCUGCGCCGAGCUCACCCUCAUGCUCUUCAGCGGGCCCAAGGAGGGCUGCUUCCAGACGCUCGUCAACCAGGGGCUCUUCGGCGACGGCGCAGGCGCCGUCAUCGUCGGCGCCGACCCGGCGAGCCCGGGUGAGCGCCCGCUGUUCGAGAUGGUGUCGGCCGCGCAGACGGUGGUGCCGGACUCCGACCAUGCCAUCACCAUGCACCUCACAAAGGGCGGAUACGGCGGCAACAUCUCCACCAGGGAGGUCCCGGGGUUCAUCGGGGACAACAUCGAGCAGUGCCUCCAGGACUCGUUUGGGCCACUCGGCAUCGCCGCCAAAUGGAACGACCUCUUCUGGGCGGUGCACCCCGGAUCGUCUGCCAUCUUGGACCACAUCGACACCGUGCUCAAGCUCCAGCCCGAGAAGCUGGCGGCGAGCCGCCUGGUGCUGAGCGACUAUGGGAACAUGUUCGGCGUCACCAUCAUCUUCAUCUUGGACGAGCUCAGGCGGCGGCAUAAGGAGCAGGGAGGGGCCGGGGUGCCUGACUGGGGUGUGAUGAUGACCUUUGGGCCGGGGCUCACCGUGGAGACCAUGGUGUUGCACGCCACACAGCAUACGCAAGCAUCUGGAGGACAGCUAGCUGAGACCAACAACCCAAGGAGGAGGUCAGGAAAGGAGCUCUGUGAGGAGAAGGGCACUGACGCUGAGAAGAAGGCGAUGGUCAUCAGCAAGGCCAAGACGAGGGGCGCUGCUCGCUUCCGAGCAGCUGAUCAAGACCAUGAAGAAGAUUUGGAAGAUUCGGGGCGUGGUCGUCGCUUUGUGCUUGAAUUCGCUGAGGAGGGCGAUUUCCUGCAUGUCACACGAGGCGGCCCAUGGAGAUACAGAGAGGAUGCUGUUCUGAUCGAGGCGUUGAAGGAAGGAGAGGACCCGGACGCUGUCAACUUCAAGUCUGUACCAAUCUGGGUGCAGUUCAAGGAGAUUCCCUUCUACCUCCUUUCUAAGGAGCUGGCAAGGGAUCUGGGUAAGAUAAUGGGUGAACUGAUUUUCAUUAAUAAUGAUUCUCGUGGCAAUCUUCUCGCAAAAUUCCUCAGGGCAAGAGUGCGGCUACCUCUAGAUACCCCAUUACUUCGAUGGGCCAAGCUGAUGGAUGAGAUCACCAACGAGGAGGUGGUGGCCUCUGUCUUCUACGAGCAACUCCCAACCUUCUGCAAGUGUUGCGGCAUCAUCGGGCACCAGGCAGCGAAUUGCUCGCUACCGACGGAGAAAAGGAGCAACAACUACGAGCCUGAGCUGGGAAUGCCUCCAACACACUACAAGGACACUCCCCGCUGGUUCCUGCCCGAGACGACCGGGCAGGAGAGGCGGCCCAUGUACAAGUUCCUCGCGUGGGACAACAUCUCCGAACUUGCUGCGCCACCAAACCUGCUGAUGUGCCAACGACAUCUGGCCAUCGUGUCCCAUGUCACGAAGGAGGUGGGCAAGCUCACGGUCAACGAACCAGCCACGGUGACCAAGGCCAGAGAGGAACAAACGGCUGCCUCGUCUCCGACAGUCUCGGUGGCCUCGAAGCAUUUGUGCUACGAGGUGCAAACCAAGGCGCUCGACGACACCAACACUGUUGGGCCUCAUGAGCCACCAUGCACAACAAGGUGA
Molecule: messenger RNA, 2238 nt
Organism: Lolium rigidum
Lineage: Eukaryota; Viridiplantae; Streptophyta; Magnoliopsida; Poales; Poaceae
Product: bisdemethoxycurcumin synthase-like
Exons: 5
Coding region: 16-2238 (740 amino acids)
Biological process (GO): polyketide biosynthetic process
Molecular function (GO): acyltransferase activity, transferring groups other than amino-acyl groups
Source: RefSeq, a predicted model, not a curated record